UGUGAAUCUGAUAACCAUAAUGUGUAGACUUUCCACUGUAGAGUUUGUUAUCCUAUCAUUGAUGAGAAUGUCUCAGAUGACAACCGAACUGACAUCCUAUUCACUAAGUACCAACUCAUAUGUUCAACUGGUCGGAUUACCAAAAUAUGGUUCAUUUUCCCCCACCUUCUGAUGUUCCCAGAAUCUCUAUGUUAACCAAGGGAUUUUCAAAUGUCACAUCAGUAGGGUAGAGAGAGGAAAAAGGGGGCGAGAUAUAUUUAUGACUGUCAUAAACCUACCCCCAGGCCAACGUCAUGACAUUGUGCAUUAGCAGUUUCUCUCUUUCUCUCAAUUAGCCCAUGUCAGCAACAUUUGAUUAUUUAUUGCUAAGUUAGUUUAGUGGCCAGCUAUAAGCUUGUUAUCAUGGCCGAAAACAGGCCGGGGGGCCACCAAUUUUGUUAGUCGGUCUCACUCAGAUAGACUUGUGAGCAACUGCAGCCCCUCAUAUUGAGUUCAGAUUUUUUCGUGCCCCCACCCCCAUCAAAGUUGCCCAUCUUUAUGGUUUAAAGCAAAACUAAACUAAGCCCCGAUCAGAAGGUUGCUUAGGAUAUUCUUUAUUCUGCUAAAACACUAACAGUGCAUUUGAUAAUAGCCUAACAAAUUGCAUUGGUUGUCACUCAACUAAUAAAGCCUAAUAUUGCGCAAGCCAUUUUACAAACAUUUUGAAUUGCUCAAGGGGACGCACAGCCUACCUCUUGUUGGUCAGUGGAGCGUACAGUACACAGUUUAACUAGGCAACUGAUAUUGCUUGGGAUUGUUUGGAAUGCAAAAUGACUUAUUGAUCAAUGACUGUCAGCACAGUUACAUGCUCAGUUCGACGCUGAAGGAGAAAAUGCAUCAGUUGUCACAAAAGACUAGGUAUUUUUGGAUGGUUACAAAAGUGCCUAAUGAGAAUUAUUUUGUGAACUGGUGAUUUCUGACCGACGCAUGCUACAUUUUUAGAUCUGUUCGGGGACUGCAGACUGAUGCACUCAUAUCUUAAACAUUUGAACCAGGGACUGACGUGUAUUGUUGAAUAGUUACAUCCCUACUAACUAGCUUACAUUGCCAAAUGGCGGCCUAGGCAGAAGUAUGAUCAAUCACCCCUGAAAGGCCAGUUGGUGGUAGCCAUAGUGAAGAGACCUAGUACACUUCUUUCCAUUACUAAUAAUAGCCCACCCCAUAUAUCAUACAAGCUAAACCAGCCUAAAAGACAUUGAAGGGAGAUGUGCUCUGGAAUGUCAAAUUUCAUCAUUAGCACAGAACUGUGUCUGUUUUGCUCAGUGAGACCUCACCCCCCCCCCCUCCCCCUCCCCAUGGCAUCAUCUGAGGUCAAUGUUAAUGUGGAGGAGGUGGUAGUCGUGACAACGCCGGAUGGAGCAGGGGAGGGCUCGGCUGCAGAGGUGGUGAAGACUGUGCUGGUGGCUACAGAGCUGACCCAGGCAGGGGAGGAACUUACAGAUGGAAGCGUGGAGUCAGAAGCCGACGCCACCAUCACUGUGACAAAGGAGGCAGUCCUAGUGAAGCUGUCAGAUGAGAUGGAUGUGGAAGCUGAUUUGGUCUACCCAAUCACUUGUGGGGAUGUGAAGGGCACCCUGGUCUGGAAGAAGUUUGUUUGCCCUGGCAUCAACAUCAAAUGUGUCCAAUUCAAUGAGCAUCUCAUCAGUCCCAAGGAAUUUGUCUAUCUGGCUGGGAAAUCUACAUUGAAGGACUGGAAGAGAGCCAUUCGCGUGAACGGCACUAUGAUCAGGAAAAUCAUGGACUCGGGCGAGUUGGAUUUCUACCAGCACUCCAAGGUGUGUUCCAACACCUGCCGCAGUACUAAGAUUGACCUGGUGGGGACCAGAGUGUCACUCAGCAGCCAGCAGGCCACCGAAUAUGUUCCUGUCACUCCUUCCUUAUCUGACGUGAACGGAUCACCGGCCAUGUUUCCAACAGAGGUAUCAUCAGACGACACCACAGAAUGGGUCACGGCCAUAGGAGAGGAUUCUGUGACCUUCUGGAAGGGUCUGAAGGAGGCUGGGUUGCUGGAGGAAGUGGUGGAGGACUUCCAGAAGGAGAUUCAGGAGGUGCUAAAGGGAAUGCAGGAGCGCAUCACCGAGCCUCCCCUGCAGGUCAAUGAUGCUGUGCUGCUGAACAAUAUAGUGCAGAACUUCGGCAUGCUCGACUUGGUUAAGAAGGUGCUAGCCAGUCACAAGAGCCAGAUGGACCGACAUAGGGAGCAGUAUUCACACAGUCUUGUCGCUCUGGAGCAGCAGUGUGACGAGCACAGGAAACGUGCCAAGGAGUUAAAGAGCAAAUCCCAACACCUCAACAACGUCCUCAUGACCCUAACUCCCGUGGCCGUGCCGUCCACGCCCAAACGCCCACGCCUCACCCGCGCUGUCUCGGGCCCUGCCGUUAUGUCCAGUGCCCCCACCCAGAUCACCCUGCCCCUCACCCAGCUGGCAGGCCUGCCUGCUGGGUGCAAAGUGCUCUCGGUGGGGGGAGCCGGUGCCGGCCAGCAGACCUACACAGUGCUGACCUCCCCCACGGGCGAGCUGGGGCCAGAUGCCUCCAAUCUGACUGUACUCUCCACGGCCGCCGCUGUUCAGGAGGGUGCACCCACCACUUCAGCCUUCGUCAAGAUGGUCAGCUCAGGCUAUCAGCUGAUCACGCUGCCUGCCGCGUUGAGCACCCAGCUACAGGGCCUGGCUGGGGGCACGGCCCAGGGCACCACUACCAUGAUGGCAGUACCUAUGGGUAACAACGCACUGCAGAGCACGGCGGCAGUGGUCACAGCAUUGGGGAGACGGGUGGAAGUUCAUGUGCAGGAGGGUGUGGCACCAGAGACUGAGGAGCAGGAGGCGAAGGAGACGGUGGAGAGUUAGAGAGAUGUACUCCUCCUAUAGUGUUAAAAACACGUUGGGGACUCCUCACUGGUUUGGAGUGCAAGUACUGGAACCAGUGCCUAGGUCUAGUGGUGUUGAACUAUGAAGGACCCAUAUCAGUAAAGAUUACUUAAAAUGUAUAACUACAUGCACUGCUCAUUUUACUCAAAGCACCAGUGUGUGUGUGUGUGUGUGUGUGUGUGUGUGUGUGUGUGUGUGUGUGUGUGUAGAGGUGAAAAUGUCUGUGCAGAAUUGAGUUUGGAAUUCAUAAGUGUAUAUUUUUAUAACCAUGCAAGUAGAUGCCGACUCUGCUCAAAAGCCAUGAUCUUAGUUAUUCUCAGGUGUCCAUUUUCACUGGGGUGUAGGUGCCAUGUUCACAUUAUCUCUUUACAUUGUGCUAAAAAUGUAAAUUCUACAAUGCUCAUCUUUCAACAUCAGAAUGUUUUUCCAUUUCAACAUUUUAUAACUUUUUGUUCAAUAUUACAAUGCAUUUUAUUAUAUAGUUAAUAUUUUUUAACAAAUGGAAAGUGAACAAACUGGUGGGUUUGUUGAACUUGUUAGUGUACUCUGUAAAUUAAUUGUAUAAAUUCUUAAAUCUAGCCAUUACUGGAAAACUUGAAGUAUUUGGCAUUUGUUUUUAUUUCUAAACCAGUUGUUCAAUUCACCAUGAAAUCAACUUUUAAUAGCUUUGUGUAACAUUUCUUCUGACCAGAAAAGGCGUUGAGUUGUGAAUUUCAGUCUUCUCAUUAACUUAAAUGACAUGGAUCAUGAAAGGGCAAAUCAAAUGCAACCUUGAACAGUGCGUCCACAUGAUCAUGACCCUCGCUUGAUGGGCAAGCAUACAAGCUAGGCUACAUGACUGUUAAACUCUCUGUCUGGUCGCGCUGCAAUGAAAUACUGUAGGUAAGCUUAAGUUUGUAUAUGGCCCUGUUUUUACGCAAUGUUUUUCUAUUUAAACUUUACUCAUGCUCGUUACACGCUCUGAAAGCUGUUAUUGUACUGCAUCGGUCUGUUACAAUAGCCAAUGUUUACUAUGCAUGUUUUCAGACCUGUCUCUAAUAUGCCACUAGCCCCGCACCUUGAUUUCAGAACAUGCCGGUAGGGAGUGCUGAAGGGUUUAUUUUGCUUCUCCAGAUAUUCCUUUAUUAUUUUCCCCUAACCCUACCUCCACUAAUUGGAGUAAACUAAUGGACAACAACACCUAGGCUUCAACUUCCAGCUUAUACAUGUCCAAGCUGACAUACUAUAUCAAUUUUACGCACGCAGUAUAUUUAAGCAAUAAGGCCCGAGGAGGAGUGGUAUAUGGCCAAUAUACCAUGUCUAAGGGCUGCUCUUAUGCACAACAAAACACGGAGUGCCUGGAUACAGGCCGUAUACUGGCCAUAUAUCACAAACCCCCGAGGUACCUUCAUGUAAUAUGAGCUGUAAAAUUAAAUGUUUUGUUCAUACCCGUGGUAUACGGUCUGAUAUACCACGGCUGUCAACCAAUCAGCAUUCAGUGCUCGAACCACCCAGUUUAGGAUUUACAAUAGUUAUCUUUUGUUUAGUUUUAGUCCCAUCCUUCAGCUCCCCUCAACCCCUCCCAUCUAUCUCUGAAGACCAUCCAGUUGUGAUUUCUACUUGCCAUAUUUUUCAACUUUGCUGUUUCACAAAAGUUCUGAACCUAUAUGAAUUUUACGGAUACAGUAUAUUUUACAUUUUGUUUUCUUGUUAUCCAGAUACUCAUCUUUGGCCAGUGACUGCCGACAGGUGCGUUGCACUUGGUUUUGGGUGCAUAGAGCAAAUUAAAUCAGAUGGCAUCAACCGUGAAUAACCGUUCAUUGUUGAGUUUGAUUUUCCCUUUCGUGAUGGGAACUUUAUGUUCAAAGUUCAAAACAUUUUGAUUGGAAUGCCAAUUUCAAGAAUCAAUCGGUGAACUUCAAAGA
Oncorhynchus mykiss (rainbow trout) is the source of this 4813-nucleotide messenger RNA. Lineage: Eukaryota; Metazoa; Chordata; Actinopteri; Salmoniformes; Salmonidae. The record is from RefSeq and is a predicted model, not a curated record.